Diutina rugosa is the source of this 2811-nucleotide messenger RNA. RefSeq names its product mannose-ethanolamine phosphotransferase (gene MCD4). Gene Ontology annotation, cellular component: endoplasmic reticulum membrane. NCBI's taxonomy places the organism in Eukaryota, Fungi, Ascomycota, Pichiomycetes, Serinales, Debaryomycetaceae. Gene Ontology annotation, biological process: GPI anchor biosynthetic process. Gene Ontology annotation, molecular function: mannose-ethanolamine phosphotransferase activity. The record is from RefSeq and is a predicted model, not a curated record. The transcript has a single exon. Bases 1 to 2811 code for a protein of 936 amino acids.
AUGUUGUCGUUUCGGAACCUCCUCCUCGUCGUGGGGGUGGCGUUCCACUUCUUCUACCUCUGGUCGAUCUUCGAUAUCUACUUUGUCCUGCCGUUGGUGCAUGGGAUGGACCACCACAAGCUGACGUGGACCCCACCAGCAAAACGGCUUUUCCUCAUUGUGGGUGAUGGGCUCCGGGCCGACAAGACGUUCCAGAAACUCCACCAUCCGGGCACGGGUGAAUACAAGUACUUGGCGCCGUACUUGCGGUCGCUUGCUCUUAACGAAGGCACCUGGGGUAUCUCCAAUACUCGGAUGCCCACCGAGUCCCGUCCCGGCCACGUGGCCAUGAUCGCCGGGUUCUACGAGGAUGUUAGUGCCGUCACCAAGGGGUGGAAGGAGAACCCGGUCGACUUUGACUCGUUCUUCAACCAGCUGACCCAUACUUACUCGUUCGGGCUGCCGGACAUUUUGCCGAUGUUUGCCUACGGUAAGGGUGUGGUUCCCGGAAGAAUUGAUUGCCACAUGUACGGCCACGAGUUUGAGGACUUUACUCAAAGUCUGAUUGAAUUGGACUCGUUUGUGUUCAACCAUUUUGAUGCCCUCUUGUCUAAUGCUCUGACCAACAAAACCCUCAACCAGGAAUUGCGCCAGGACGGGAACGUGUUUUUCCUCCAUCUUUUAGGGCCAGACACCGCAGGCCAUGCCUAUCGUCCUUACCUGGCUGAAUACUACGAUAACAUCGAGUACAUUGACCGCCAGCUUAAGGACCUCGUGCCGCGCAUCAACAAGUUCUUUGGCGACAAAAACACGGCGUUUGUGUUUACUGCCGACCACGGGAUGCUGGACUUUGGCUCCCACGGUGACGGACACCCGAAUAACACCCGUACGCCCUUGAUUGCUUGGGGUGCCGGUGUGAACAAGCCGGUGCCGCUUAAGAAGCUUCUGAAGCAACAACGGGAGGAGCAAAUCAUUCGCCAAGACCCGGUGAACCUGGGUUACGAGGAAGACUUCUUUGACACCUGGGAGCUUGACCACUUAGCUCGUCACGACGUUAACCAAGCCGAUAUUGCUUCGCUUAUGGCCUACCUUAUCGGGCUGAACUACCCUGCUAACUCGGUUGGGGAGCUUCCCUUGGCUUACGUAAAUGGUGAUUAUGUCACCAAGGCCAAAGCUCUUUACGCUAACGCGUUGGCCAUUGUUGAACAAUACCAGGUGAAGUUGGAAGAAGUUUACAACUCUCAAUUCCGCUUCCGUCCUUACGCUCCCUUUGAAGCACAACUGAUUCGGGAAUACCGCGACAAGAUUGAGACGGCCAUCGCCAGAUUGGAACGGUCGAAGAAGGACCCUCAAGCUUACCAAGAAGCCAUCGACUUGCUGGAACAGUUGAUGAAGACAGCGUUGGCAGGUUUGCAAUAUUUGACCACUUACAACUGGUUGCUUUUGCGACUGAUCGUUACCCUUGGUUUCAUUGGGUGGAUUGGUUGGUCGUUCAUCAUCUUCUUGAAGUUGUUUGUGCUUAAGCAAAACACGGUCGCCGCUCCUCGCAAGCAGGGGGUACUGAUUGUGGCGGCGGUGGUGGGGGCAGUGCUCGGCUACGUGCUCUGGUACCAACGGUCGCCGUUCAACUACUACAUGUAUGCGGCAUUCCCCAUCUUUUUCUGGCACGAAAUCUUCCAACAGAAGACCACCCUUAGCACUGGCCUUGCUGAGUUCCUCGAUGGCCUUCUGCCAGCGACGCGAGCCGGGCUCGCCGUGGCAUUUGUCGGGGUGUAUGAAGGUAUUACCUAUGGCUUCUUCAACCGGGCAAUGUUCUCAGUGAUCCUUGCUCUUAUUGGCAUUUAUCCGUGGUUUAUGCCGGGGUCUAAGAAGCAAAAGUUAUUGUGGCUGGUUCUGUGUGGCUUCAUGUGUAUCUUCGCCAACUUGAACCCAAUUAAAGUGGAGUCAUUGGAGCAGAUCAAUAUGGGUACCCUCUUGGCGCUUCUAGUUGCCUGCUGGGGUAUUUGGCGAGUGACGACUCAACGGAUUGCGCUGCUGUCACAAGAGUCGCUUUUGUUCGCUCAAAUCUUCCUUUGCCCCAUCAUGUUGGUGGCGACGAAUAUCCUGGUGCUUUCGCUUCAAGCUCGUACGGGGCUUCCACUCUUUUCGCAAGUGUUGGCGUGGGUGGUUUUAGUGGCGCUGGUGGUGGUUAUGCCAUUCUUGCACUCGCGUGACGUCAACCCGCUGUGGGAGAUGAGAUUACUUAUCAUCUUCAUCACGUUCAUCCCGUUGUUCACCGUGCUCACAAUUCUGUACGAGCUUUUCUUCUACGUUGGGUUCUUCCUUACGUUGAUCCAAUGGCUUAAGAUCGAACAGGGCGCUGCUGAAGGCGCUCCCCGGUCGAAAUGGCUCCAGGUGAUCCGUAUCACUAUUGUCGGGUUCUUCUUCUUGCAAUUAGCCUUCUUUGGCACCGGUAACAUUGCCCUGAUCUCGUCGUUCUCGUUGGACUCGGUGUACCGGUUGAUGCCGAUUUUUGACCCGUUUGCCAUGGGUGCCCUUCUCAUGAUUAAGUUGUUGGUUCCCUACGUGAUGCUCCUGCUGAUUCUCGGGAUCAUGAACCACUUGUUGAGCAUUCGACAAUUUACAAUUCUGACGUUGAUCAUCUCCACUGCGGAUAUCUUAUCGCUUAACUUCUUCUACCUUGUGCGUACGGAGGGGCUGUGGUUGGACAUCGGCACCCUGAUCUCCAACUACUGCUUGGCGAUGUUAUCGCUGAUGUUCAUGUUGGCGUUGGAAAUGGUGAGUUCGGUGGUGCUCAAGGGGGUCGAGUACACCAAGCUCAAGACUGAAUAG